Messenger RNA from Fusarium coffeatum, 1536 nucleotides. RefSeq lists its product as uncharacterized. The record is from RefSeq and is a predicted model, not a curated record. Bases 1 to 1536 code for a protein of 511 amino acids. Gene Ontology annotation, biological process: DNA replication-dependent chromatin assembly; CENP-A containing chromatin assembly. Lineage: Eukaryota; Fungi; Ascomycota; Sordariomycetes; Hypocreales; Nectriaceae. The transcript is spliced from 4 exons. Gene Ontology annotation, cellular component: nucleoplasm. Gene Ontology annotation, molecular function: histone binding.
AUGUCCGACGUUACAGAACAGACUGCGCCUGUUGUGGAUGAGGCGACCAAGGCGCCCGAGCAGCCUGAUGCCACCUCCAAUGAUUCCGUCGUAGCUCCCGCUGACGAAGUUGCGAAUGUCACGGAGCAAGUAGAGUCUGCUACUAUCACACCUGCUGUCGGCACUCCCAACGUUGACACGCCCAACACUGAUUUCCUCAUUGCGAACGAUCAAGACCCCAACAGCAAGAAGGUCACCCUUGCCGAUCUGUCUGCAAAGGGCGCUGCCUUGUACGCCCACAAGAACUACGAAGAGGCCGCUGAAGUCUUCUCCAGAGCCAGCAUCCUUCAAGCUGAGCUCAAUGGGGAAACAUCUCCCGACAAUGCCGAAAUCCUUUUCCACUAUGGCCGCAGCUUGUUCAAGGUUGGCCAGAGCAAGAGCGAUGUUUUAGGAGGCACUGCCGCUCCUGAGAAGAAGAAGAAGACCACCGAGACCAAGGCCAAGAAGCCUGCGCAAACACAGGCCGAGAAGGUGACUCAAGAGGGUGUUGGCAUUGUCGCCGAGCAAAAGGAAGGAGAGAAGAAGUCGGAAGACGUCAAGGGAGAUAAGAAACCUCUGUUCCAGUUCACCGGCGACGAGAAUUUCGACGAAUCAGAUGAUGAAGAGAACGCUGAAGACGAAGAGGAGGAGGAGGAGGAGGAAGACGACGACUUGGCUACCGCUUUCGAAAUUCUUGAUCUUGCCCGAGUGUGUUACAUGAAGCGACUGGAAACUCUCGAAAAGGAGGAGCAGGAGGAGAGUGGAAAGGGCAAGGAAGCUGCAGAGGGCGACUCUCCUACUCUCCGACAUGUGAAGGAGCGCCUUGCUGACACCCACGACGCUCUCUCCGAGAUCUCUCUGGAGAAUGAACGUUACCCCAAUGCCAUCGAAGAUGGCCGAACAUCACUCAAGUACAAGCUCGAGCUUUACCCUGAAGAGUCUGAGAUUAUUGCCGAGGCUCACUACAAGCUAUCCCUAGCUCUGGAAUUCGCCUCUGUCACCACAGCUGAUGACGAUGGCGCGAACGCCAAGCGAGAGGAGAUGGACCAAAGUCUGCGCGACGAAGCUGUCAAGGAGAUGGAACUGGCCAUCAAGAGUUUCAAGCUGAAGCUACAGAACAAGGAGGUGGAGCUAGCUACUAUGGCAUCUCCCGAGGACAACGAGUUGGCACGAAAGUCUAUCCAGGAGAUGAAGGAAGUCAUUAGCGACAUAGAGCAACGCCUUGUCGAUCUGCGUAACGAUCCUAUUGAUGCCAAGGAUAUUCUGGGCGGCGACGCACCCAUUGGCGGUAUUCUUGGUGCUGCCAUCGGCGAAUCCGCUGCCGAGACCAAGGCUAGGGUUGAGGAGGCCACCAAGACCGCCACAGAUCUCAGCAAUCUGGUCCGCAAGAAGGGCAAAGACGAGACCACCACAGAAGCUGCCCCCGCACCUGUGCCAGAAGCUGAUGCUAACGGCAAGCGAAAGGCCGAGGAACCGGCUGAAGACGCCGAGGCGAAGAAGGCCAAGGUGGAAGCCUAG